ACAGUCUUACAAAAUUCAAGUAACAAGAAAUAUAAAGCAUCUUAUGUCACGAAGCUGGAAGAAUUAUUUUGGAUUUGCACCCGAUCGCGAAAGAAUACCUUACGUUACUUCCAUGAUUGAAUCUUCUCUUAUUUCGAAUACUACGGGACUUCAAUCAUUAUUUUCUACAAUAAAUAUCGAACCACAAUCAUUUAUUGUCCAAGUUGAUACAGAUCAAAG
This is a messenger RNA of Racocetra persica, 219 nucleotides long. NCBI's taxonomy places the organism in Eukaryota, Fungi, Glomeromycota, Glomeromycetes, Diversisporales, Gigasporaceae. The record is from the annotation of a GenBank genome assembly.